AUGGAAUGUAAAAGGCAUCAUAUGAUCUUAUCAUUCAGCUUAUCCUUUAAAACUACUACUACUACUACUACUACUACUACUACUACUACUACUACUACUACUACUACUACUACUACUACUACUACUACUACUACUACUACUACUACUACUACUACUACUACUACUACUACUACUACUACUACUACUACUACUACUACUACUACUACUACUACUACUACUACUACUACUACUACUACUACUACUACUACUACUACUACUACUACUACUACUACUACUACUACUACUACUACUACUACUACUACUACUACUACUACUACUACUACUACUACUACUACUACUACUACUACUACUACUACUACUACUACUACUACUACUACUACUACUACUACUACUACUACUACUACUACUACUACUACUACUACUACUACUACUACUACUACUACUACUACUACUACUACUACUACUACUACUACUACGCCUACGACUACUACUGCUACUACUAUUAAUUAG
Schistosoma bovis is the source of this 510-nucleotide messenger RNA. The record is from the annotation of a GenBank genome assembly. NCBI's taxonomy places the organism in Eukaryota, Metazoa, Platyhelminthes, Trematoda, Strigeidida, Schistosomatidae.